Messenger RNA from Metopolophium dirhodum (rose-grain aphid), 1738 nucleotides. Its product is annotated as geminin-like. The coding region runs from base 236 to 829 and encodes 197 amino acids. Gene Ontology annotation, biological process: regulation of DNA replication. NCBI's taxonomy places the organism in Eukaryota, Metazoa, Arthropoda, Insecta, Hemiptera, Aphididae. The transcript has 5 exons. The record is from RefSeq and is a predicted model, not a curated record.
UGCAUGACCAUUGACCGGCCGACGGUUAAAAAACUCGUUGUCAAAUAUUAUUAAAUAAAUAAUAAUAAAUAAUAAUGUUGAUUAAUGAUUUGUUCGACGGCGUGUCGGCGUAUUGAAACUAAGUGUAUUAACUAUUAUACCUAACUAUACAUAACCUUUUUAGACGUCGUCUCGCUCGUUCACCAAAACGUAUUGUAAACCGGUUCACUUAUCCAAAGUCGUUUAUAUUACAAACAUGAAUGCUGUUUCGAACGAGGAAACCGAUCAUAAUAAAAUGUCAAAGAAAGGCAUAAGGAAGUUUUUGCACAACCUGCAACCAUCAAGUUCCAGCAAGGAAAGCUUGGUGGGUGCUGGCAGGACAGCGCAAGACAUAGCAAUCGACGGUAAAUCCUCAAAACCUGAACAGACAUUUGACAAGACGGAAGAACAUGCUAAAGAAACAUCAGCUUCUGUUGUUUCGUCGCUGUACGUACAAUUGUUAAAUGAAGAUCUUACUUCUGAAGCUGGCCCGAGUGAAAAAUAUUGGGAAGUGGUCUCUGAACGUCGAAGAAAAGCUUUAUUAGAGGCAUUGGAUGAACAUCAACAAUUACAAGCAGCAGCUAUUGCUUUAGAAGAAGAGAAUUUGUCUUUGGGGGUAUUGGUUGAUAACACUACUCAUCUUGUCAACACACUUAAGGAAAUGAUAAAUGAAGAGACUUCUGAUGAUAAUCUUGAACCAUCUAAUGAACAGGAAGACAGUGAUUUAAGUACGCCCGAUAGUUCUUCAAGUGUUAAACAUAUACAUAAGAAAAUGAAGACAUCACCAGAUGAUAUUUCAGAUAUCGACUAAGAAAGUUAAUUUAUACCUAUACUUAAGAAUUAUAAGUUAUAAUUUACUAACAUAAUAACAUUAUUUUGCCAAAAAUCACAAGUUUCUAGUAGGUUUAUGUUAAUUUAUUUAUAGCCAUAAGGAUAUUAUAUUAAUUAUGUUUAAUAAGUAUUAUAAGUAUAUUUUUAUUUCACAUUCAAUCAUAGAAUUGUUUGGUAUAUUGAAGUAAUAUGGUACUACCUUGUACUCAAGGUAGACAAAAUAGUUGUUUAUAUUGUUAAAAAAAAUAAUUGCCAAUCAUUGUAACUGUGGCAUUAUAAAGUUAAUAAAUUAUAUUGAAAAAUGAACACAGUAUUUAUUCUAAAAAAAUGUAUAUAAUAUAAUAUAUUAUUAUAUAUUUAUAUUUUUAAAAGUUCAAACUUUUCUACAUUCUAAUAUCAAUAUAAAUAAAUAAUUAUUUAUAAGUAACGACUAUUACUCGGGUAAAAUGGGCAAAUGACAAAUUUUAAUGGCAAAAAAAAUUAUUUUUAUUUCAUUAAUAUAUUUUGUAUUUAAUGAAAAAUAGUUCUUUAUUAUUUCUAAGUGAUAGUUACUAAUUAUAACAUUUUGUACUUCAAAACAAAAAUAGCUUAUUCUGUAUUUUCAAUAUUUGUUUCAAUUAUAGUCUAGAAAGAUUUUCUAUUUAGAUUAUCAAAAAUUCAAAACAGGAAUAUAUUUAUAGAUAAAGCUAGUAUUACUUGUGUUAUAUUAAAAAUACUCAUUGUAUAUAAAUAUUCAAUUAUUAAACCCGAAUAAAAUUCAAAUAAAAUGUAAUACCCAAGUUAAAUUCAAUUUAAUAAAGAGAUUAUAUUAAAAUGUUUUUGAGUCUCUAGGUACUUAAUAUUUGAAUAUUUUUUAAAAAUUAAACUUCCUCUACCCUGGUCCUCACGA